UGCCGCAGCGGUCCCCAGCGAAGUCCAAGAAUGGGAAAUCGAGGAGGGAAGCACAGCGGUGACCCCGCGGUUAAGGCUGAACGCUGCGAGUGCGCCGCGUGCUCUGGGUUUCUGGGGUCAGAAGGGCCAAAUAUCGCUUGUAGCGCAGGCUGAGCCCACUUCACAGCCUCAGCGCGCUCGAAAGCAAGAGUUUAGCUUAGAUAAGGGGAAUGUCCCCAAACGGUGGGGCCUCGUGCGCACGCGCCUUGGGUGGAGGGCAGAUAGGGGAGAGCUAGGGGGAGCUGCGAGUUGAUUUUGGAGGGGGCGGAGGGAGGGCGGCGUGUGGCUGGAGAGGACAGAGACCGAGCUUACUGUGCAGAAGUGGAGGAAGGCGGUUGCCGCCACCCCCCUGGCCCCCCGCCGCUAGUCCGUCUCCCUAGGCGCUGCGGAGGCGCGGGGCCUGCGGCGCGGCGUCGUGACGUCACGGUGGCGGCGGCCGUGGUUGGCGCACGGUCCGCGGCUGCAAAGUGUGAAUUACGCCGGGCUCGCGCCGGCGGCGGAGUGAAGUCAGGCUCCGGGGGAGGGGAGGGGCAGGACGGUGGCGGCGGCCCGAGCUGGUGGCUGGUCCCAAGCGCCGCGCGCUCUGGGUCUCGCCUCUGGGUCCGGCAGUCUUUUCUUGCACCGCUUUCUUCUGUCCUUGCUCCGCUUCUGCUCUGCCCUCCCCGGACCCGCUCCUCCCGGCCGAGGAGCCCCGGGGCGGCAGGGUUCCCCCUCCGACUUUGCCUGUGCUGCCCCCGCUUGCACCCCGGAGCCGGGCGCGCGCCGGUCCUCGUAACUGUCGCCGCGGCCGCCGAAGCGUCUUCCCGCCGGCGGCCCGGGCGGAGUGUUGGGGUGGGGAAGGCGUGAGCGCGGCUUCCCGGCCCGGGGUCGGCGCCCGCCCGCCCUGCCCCCGCUUCGGCCCGGCGCCCCCGAGCCGCGGCCCCUUCCCAGCGCAGGGGCCGGCAGCCGCGGCUGGGCGGGCGCCGGGCGGGGGCAGGGCGGGCGUAUUCAAUGGAAGUAUGUUACCAGCUGCCGGUGCUGCCCCUGGACAGGCCGGUCCCCCAGCACGUCCUCAGCCGCCGAGGAGCCAUCAGCUUCAGCUCCAGCUCCGCGCUCUUCGGCUGCCCCAAUCCCCGGCAACUCUCACAGAGGCGUGGAGCUAUUUCCUAUGACAGUUCUGACCAGACUGCAUUGUACAUUCGUAUGCUAGGAGAUGUACGUGUAAGGAGUCGAGCAGGAUUUGAAUCAGAAAGAAGAGGUUCUCAUCCAUAUAUUGAUUUUCGUAUUUUUCAUGCUCAAUCUGAAAUUGAAGUUUCUGUGUCUGCAAGGAAUAUCAGAAGGUUACUAAGUUUCCAGCGGUAUCUUAGAUCUUCACGCUUUUUUCGUGGUACUACUGUUUCAAAUUCUCUAAACAUUUUAGAUGAUGAUUAUAAUGGACAAGCCAAGUGUAUGCUGGAAAAAGUUGGAAGUUGGAAUUUUGAUAUCUUUCUAUUUGAUAGACUAACAAAUGGAAAUAGUCUAGUAAGUUUAACCUUUCAUUUAUUUAGUCUUCAUGGAUUAAUUGAGUACUUCCAUUUAGAUAUGAUGAAACUUCGUAGAUUUUUAGUUAUGAUUCAAGAAGAUUACCACAGUCAAAACCCUUACCACAAUGCAGUCCAUGCUGCAGAUGUUACUCAGGCCAUGCACUGUUACUUAAAAGAACCUAAGCUUGCCAGUUCUGUAACCCCUUGGGAUGUCUUGCUGAGCUUAAUUGCGGCUGCCACUCACGAUCUGGAUCAUCCAGGUGUUAAUCAACCUUUCCUUAUUAAAACUAACCAUUACUUGGCAACUCUGUACAAGAAUACCUCAGUACUGGAAAAUCACCACUGGAGAUCUGCAGUGGGAUUAUUGAGAGAAUCUGGUUUAUUCUCACAUAUGCCAUCAGAAAGCAGGCAACAGAUGGAGACUCAGAUAGGUGCUUUGAUACUAGCCACAGACAUCAGUCGCCAAAAUGAGUAUCUGUCAUUGUUUAGGUCCCAUUUGGACAGAGGUGACUUAUGCCUAGAAGAUGCCAGGCAUAGGCAUUUGGUUUUACAGAUGGCUUUGAAAUGUGCUGAUAUUUGUAACCCGUGUCGGACCUGGGAAUUAAGUAAGCAGUGGAGUGAGAAAGUAACAGAGGAAUUCUUCCAUCAAGGAGAUAUAGAAAAGAAGUAUCAUUUGGGUGUGAGUCCACUUUGUGAUCGUCAGACUGAAUCUAUUGCCAACAUCCAGAUUGGCAAAUCUUCUUGGGAAGUCAAAUUAUGAUCAGCGGUUACUUGGUGAGCAUGGAUUCUGAGCAAGGGAAGCAAGUUGCCUCAUGCAUCCAUCUCCCUAUGGGGAUAUACCUGCUGAUACUCAUGUUUGUGGACCAGGGUACGCUCUUCCCUUGGAUGAUGCUAGAGAUUCUCUGCCAGUAGUUGCUUCUCCACAUCAGCCUCUGGUUGGCACAUCCAGUAGAUCUGUCAAUACCUUCAGCUUUGUCUCAGUUGAGCCUGCCUCGGCUCCAUCUGCCUGCGUGUGAUUGCUUCUGCUCUGAUCCAUUAUGUGUUUCUUACUGUUUGAUAGUCAAAGGGUUAUCUUCUUAUUUCCAUUCUUGAGAGAGACACCUCAGUGUUGCUCCCAUUUCCUGCCUACACAUAAUAAACCCACUAAGAAAUUAUGUUUUGUUACUUACACGUGGAGGUCACAGUCUACAGUCCUGUUCUUAAAUAUAACCUAUAUUCCUUGAACAUUGAUUUUCUAGAAGAAAUUUGAGGAAACUGUUGUUCAAUAAUUUAGAAGAUUACACUUAAUAUAAGUAAAUGUUAUGGGACAGAAUUAAAAUUCACAUGAAUUUUUAAAAUGGGAGACUUCAAAGAAUUGUUGAGCAUGUAGCAGCCUUUUGGGGCUCUAGGCCCAACACUUCAGUAGUGCGGGGGGCAUCUCCUCUGCCCUGGGGCUAAAGGUCCUUGGAGAGAAAAUUUUGGCACAAGCCUUAGCUUAAUGAAAAAAACAAAACAAAACCUCUGGUACUUGGUCAUUAUUUGUAUUCUGUAAAUGUGAUGGUUUAUAAUGAUCCUCUCUGUAUAAAAGCAGCAAAUAUUUUAUGUCCUUUUAAACCUGGGAAAUAUAUUUGUGCCUGAGGUACAGGUUAGAGGUGCUAGUUGUUCUUUGAAGAUUCCUAUAAUGGUUUCUUUUUCCACAUGCUUUCCUGGCUCUUAAAGCUUUCAGUUUUCUUAAAGCUCUCAAACUUUCACACCAGAGGUUUACAGUGUUUUCAUGUGAACUUUUUUUAAUGUAUAAAUAUAAAAUCCUCUCCCAGUCAGUAUCUCCUGCUUGACAAAAUAUACAAUGAAAGACAGCUAAUACGCAUUCACUAAUGUUUUUUAAAUAAACGUGCAAGAGUUCGUCUGAGCCAUUCCUUGCUUACUAAGGAUCCACAGACAACCUGUGUCUUUUGGAAGGCCCCCAAGGGCCCAUGGUCUGUAGGUGGAGUGACCACUACUUGGAGGUGAACGGACAGGGAGCACAGAGCAGGUGUCAUCCACCUUCUAGCCUCUCGUGCUUAGCACAGGGCUAGUGUAAAUUGGGCCAUCAAUAAAUGUUUCGUUGAACAAACUAAUUUGGUAUUAAUGUGUUUCCUCUUUAGCCAUCAGUCUAACAUUGAGAGGUUAUAUCGAAACUGGUCUGUCUGUGCUGAGUCAUGUGGUCAGCAACAUCUGGGUUCCUGUUGUAUGCAGAGAGCACUGCAAUGGAUGUAAUAAAGGUAUUAAAAAUUACAAAACCCUGGUCUCUGUUCUCAAAAUGUUUGGGUAACAAAACGAUGUGUGAAAAGCAUUCUAUAAUAUGGCAGUUUCUGUGCAAAAUACUGGGGUGUGGUUUAGGAGAAUGAUUUAGUUUGGUGAAUGAUGAAAAUGACACCAUUUCUAGUAAUUCUUGAAUUUUUUUAACAUCCAUGACUGGUAAAAUCAUCUAGCCUUCAAAUUUGAUUCUAAUAUACAUUCUCCACAUCUUCACCAACACUUGUUGAUGAUAGUCAAUCUGACAGGUAUGAAGUGAUACUGUGGUUUCAAUUUGAUGACAGUGAGCAUCAUUUCAUGUACCUCUUGGCCAUCUGUAUGUCGUCUUUGGAAAAAUAUCCAAGUCCUCUGCCCAUUUUUUUAAUUGGGUUGUUUUUUUUUGAUACAAGUUGUGUAAGUUCUUCAUACAUUUUGGAUAUUAACCCCUUAUCAGAUGUAUGAUGUGCAAGUAUCAUCUCCCACUAAGUGGGUUGCCUUUUCAUUUUGUUGAUGGGUUUCCUUUGCUGUG
Molecule: messenger RNA, 4323 nt
Organism: Mirounga angustirostris (Northern elephant seal)
Lineage: Eukaryota; Metazoa; Chordata; Mammalia; Carnivora; Phocidae
Gene: PDE7A
Product: phosphodiesterase 7A
Exons: 13
Coding region: 1030-2301 (423 amino acids)
Molecular function (GO): 3',5'-cyclic-AMP phosphodiesterase activity
Source: RefSeq, a predicted model, not a curated record